UGGUCUACCAACAUUUAAAACGAGGAAGUGAGAGGUCUGUUGUGUGUUUUGACAGCAAAAUAUUUUACGGUAGACUUUUAUCAAACGACUUAAGAGGAAUUCAUGCCGAGAACGUAUAUAUCGGAUUUGGGGCUGCCGAUGACGAAUGCCGAAGAUAUUGUUAGGGACCGCCGAUCGGUUUUUGUUCUUUGCGUCUUACAAAUGCUGGUUGAUGCAAAGUGUUAGCAAAGACAAAAAACUAUUUCACUCAAGAAAUAACUACGGGCAAAAGUAGGGAUUUACGCUGAGUAAGUAGUAAGUGUCUUGAGUGGUUCCAACUGGUCCAUCAGCCUUUCAAGUGAGUGGCUGUUAUUGUCGUGCACUGACUGAAGUGAUCCCGCAUAAACUCAACUGACAGCAGUACAGGCCGGAUACAAGAUGCCUCUGUUCUUCAGAAAGAAGAAACCCAGCGAUGACGCCCAGAAGAGAAUUGAAUAUCAGCUGUGUCGGUCAAAAGAAGCAGGUGCUGAUGACAUCCUGGACAUCUCAUCUUGCGAGCUGUCAGAGGUUCCUUCGAGCGCCUUUUCGAUUUGCAAAGUUCUUCAAAAGAAAGUCCUCCUCUUACACAGCAAUGAGCUCAAGUCACUGCUUCCCAAAGGAAAUGAUAUCAUCUCUCUUGUCACUCUCAAGGUUUUGGAUUUGCAUGAUAAUAAGAUAAAUUCGCUCCCAGAAGACAUCGGGAAGCUGACGUCUCUGCAGAUUUUGAAUGUGGAGAAGAAUCGAUUAAAGGUCCUUCCAGACUCCAUUGGGGAUCUAAAGCACCUGCAGACGCUCAAUUUGAAAGGCAACUGCCUCAGUGAACUACCAACGACAAUUCGCUCUCUGUGCAGUUUACGCACUCUAGACGUGAGUGACAACCUCAUCAUCCAGAUUCCCAAAACCUUUGCUUACAUCCGCACCCUGGAGAAUCUCAUACUGGAUGCAGCUACAAUGACCUUUCCUCCUGCAUCUGUGUGUGGGGAAGGUACAGCGAGCAUCCAGCACUUCCUGUGCUCUGAGCUAGGCGAGGAGUACUGCCCUCCAUCCCAGUAUCUUCUCCCUGUUCUGGAAAGUGACGGUGGUAAACAAAACUCUGACUGUGUGGAUGCUUUGGAUGAGGCCUGGCAGAAUAAAUUCAGUGACUAUGAGAAGAGAAAGAUUCAAAAGCAAGAGGAAAAACUGGCCAUAGAGCGACACAGAGAGGAGAAACAAAAUGAACACACCCAGCUUCUACUCAUGAACACCACUCGUAAAGUAAAUAUUCUCAACUCAGUCCGACAGGAGCAGGAGCGUUUGGAGCAGGGGUUCUCCCAGCAGCAGCGAGCCCAGGAUUCUGAGAGGUUACUGUUGUUAGAAAAAGUGAAACACGCUGAAAAUGACAUCAGCAGUCGCAUCAGUAACAUGCUGUUAGAUGACAACAGGCAGAAAAAGAGUGCUGAGUUUCUCCAAGCCAUGGAAGAAGAUCGGAUCCGUAUGGAACAUCUGACUGCCAUCACACAGGAAGAAGCCAACUCUCUGAGAAAGAGAGAGGUGGCCACGGCCAUGCAAAAAAUGCUGACAGACAGCUGUGCUGUGAGCCUCCUUCAAGAAGCCAGCGACUAUCGUCGAAAGAGCUUGAUGUCUGAGACCUACAGAAGUAUGGAGAAUCUGGAGAAGAAGUUUGAUAAGAUGCUGUCCAUCCAAGUUCUGGAUAAAUCUAAAGCCAUUGCCCAGAUCCUACAGGAGGAGGAGAUGCAGAAAGCAGCGUUUCAAGCACUUCAGCUGCAGAAAGAUUCUGUCCAUGGUUAUAUCCGCAACCAGAUCAAGCUUAUUGAGGGUGAAUUAUUGCAGCUGACAAAACUUGAAGUUAAAAGACGCAAUCUGGAUGCUGAGACUCUGCAGGAAGUGCUUGUGGACCAGCGGACAAGUCUUGGUGAUUUGUUGCAACAACUGCUGAAACAGAAGCACCAGAGAGAGCAAGAACUACUGCAAGUUCUGGCGGAAAUGGAGCUGAAGGCAGAGUCCACCCAGCAAAACUACUGGAUGAUUCAGUACCAGAGAUUGCUAGAUGCCAAGCCAUUAUCACUGCGAAUGCAGGAAGCUGGUGUGGAAAAAGAGUUAGUAAAUCUACUGUGCAAACUGUCGGCACAGCAUUACUUGCCCAUCAUGGCUCACCAUCGUGUGACUACCGAGGCCCUUCGCCACAUGAACUCAUCUGACCUCAAGAAGCUCGGGAUUACUGAAGGUGGCAUCCAAAAAGCUCUUCUGAACUGGGCUCAAGAACGCAAGCCUGAAGGUGCAUGUAAGGUGGUGGAGCAGAGCGAAGAAGUUCCCGCUCCAGAGUCGUCUUCUUCCUUCUUUCCAUCAGUUCCCAACACCUCCAGCACUAUGAUCCCAAGCCCGCCACUCACUCCGGGUACCCCCGUCACACCAUCAGCCCCGAGCCCAGUGGAGGGACCAGGAGGCUCCGAAUGUGUGGUCUGCAUGGAGACAGGGGCUCAAGUCAUAUUUCUGACAUGCGGCCAUGCUUGCUGUUGUCAGGUCUGUAGUGACGCCCUCCUAAACUGCCCACUGUGUCGAGGCACCAUAUCACAGCGCAUACGGCUUUAUCAUAGUUAGAAGCAAAUGUGGCUUAGUGACUUUUUUUUCCUUAAACAUGCAUGAUGACAAUGCUGCUGUGAGUUCAUGUGUAGACACCCUCUGAGUAGGUUUUCGAAAUGCUGAGGCACUUUGUUGUAUUAACCAAAAGGUUUAUGCUGCAUUACUGGGCGAAAUUGUUUUUUAUUAUUAUUUCAUGCCUAAUUCCUUUAAUAGUUGUUUAAAUUGAUUUGUUUUUACUUCUGUACACAUUGUGCCUUUUUCUGAAAAUAGAUUAUUUGCUUCUUUAUAGUACCUUUUAUUUCCGUAAACCAAAAUAACAUACCCACCUAUGUAGAUCCAACUAACACUGACCAACCAUAACAUUAUGAGCACUUGUGCAAUGUAAUAUCCAAUCCAAGAAAUUUGUCUAAUAUUCUACUUCAACAGAGAUCAUUAUUGUUGUCAUUGUUUGCUGUUGCGUAAAAAUGUACUGAGAGCUGUACUGUACCUAAUAUUCAUGACACAUUACUGUUUGGGUUAACCAAAAUAUCAGACAGAGCUCUCAUUUUGAUGAAAAAUAUUUUUACACAACUGCAAACUAUAACCAGAAUAAUAAACUCACUCAAUUGAAUAUGUCUUUGACAGUGUCCAUCCUAAGCAUUAUAUAUUGUAACUGUAGUUGCACAAUAUUUGGUAGCUCUUUUGUUUCGAAUAGCAUAUUGUGCUAGUAGUCAUUAUGUUGUGCUCCUAUGGGUAAUUUACUAUAUGCUGUAGAUUAUGACAUCCACUUGCCUCAGUUUUAUACCGUAUGCAAGACUAUAUGGCUUGCUAAAUAUUAAACAGGAUUAUUUUAACUAUUGUCCUUUUUGGGGGGGGACAAUUUUGAGAGGUUAAAUUGGCCAUGUAGCAGUUUUUGACCUUGAUGGUUUAACCGCCAGUUCCGCUGUAAGGAAGAAUUUAAGCCUUUCAGUCAUUAUGUUGUGUUGUCACUGUGAAUUUCCAGAAUACGGGAUAAUGGAUUACUCUCAUAAAUUGAUUGAAUAUACAAACUUUGGGAGGUAUUUUUUUUAUAUUUACUUCUUUACACACGAUAAAGUGUGCAAAACAGACGUUAGAUAUCACUUGAUUCAUAAAUUAUACAGUAAUAGUUAUUUUAAUAUUUAUUCGUCAUUCUUUUUCCAUUUGGACGAUUUUAUUGAGAUAGCAGUCCUGUACUUAUACUGAUACUACAUCUAUGUAUACUGACGAUGACUCUCAGAGGUUACAGCUGGUUAUUCCUAGCAUUUCUUCUAUUUUCAACAAAUUCGGAGCAGGGAAAAAGCACCUUAAAAAAGUUACGCUUGCUGGUAUGUAGUGCUUUAGUGAUUAGUGUAUUCAUUCUUGUAAAACACACAAACAUUCUGUUAACUGUAAACCAACCAACUAGGAAUUAACACUGAUAUUGUGCACCCUGCAGUCCCCUGUAUUGGGAAGGACUUGCAAUAGUUCUGCCAGCAAGGCCCUCCAGCCUUAUUCAUGUUUUGGACAAUUGACACUUUUAUUUUCUAUAUUUUAUGUGUGAUGCACAUUGCUGGCGUCAGGCGGAAUCUUCGUAUCUCCAAAACAAUCACUUUUCAGGAGACCCCAAAAUUCACAGGUUAGUUCAACUAUUAGCAUUGUAUAUUGAAAACACUUUAGAAUGGUCAAUAAUUUGUAAAGGUAACAUCUACGUGUCAGGAAUCAGAAUUGCCCAAAAAGUAUAGCAUUUUGAAAGAAUAUGAAAUUCACCAAAAUGUGACUUAUGAGGUUUUGGGCCAACGCCAGCGAUAUAUAUGGACUAACAAAUCCUGUUUGCAGCCAUCACUAACUGUUAUAAUCUCUGAAGUGCUCUUACAUACAUGUAACAUGUCAAAAUAUGGAAUAAAAAUAUAAACCACUUUCUUUUACUUCACGUGUAAUCGAUGUAUAUAUAUCUAUGUUGCUGUUAUAAUAUUGGAAAUUAAUUGAUGAGCAUCAUCAAUAAAAUGUUAAUGGGU
Messenger RNA from Syngnathus acus (greater pipefish), 4592 nucleotides. RefSeq names its product leucine rich repeat and sterile alpha motif containing 1 (gene lrsam1). The coding region runs from base 418 to 2616 and encodes 732 amino acids. Gene Ontology annotation, molecular function: protein binding. Lineage: Eukaryota; Metazoa; Chordata; Actinopteri; Syngnathiformes; Syngnathidae. The transcript is spliced from 25 exons. The record is from RefSeq and is a predicted model, not a curated record.